Messenger RNA from Cydia amplana, 4065 nucleotides. RefSeq lists its product as uncharacterized. Bases 312 to 4016 code for a protein of 1234 amino acids. The record is from RefSeq and is a predicted model, not a curated record. The transcript has 6 exons. NCBI's taxonomy places the organism in Eukaryota, Metazoa, Arthropoda, Insecta, Lepidoptera, Tortricidae.
GUCACCUAGCGGGGAUAACCCUAGGCGGCGGGCGCUGGCCCGAGUCCGCCGGUGACCUCCUCGCCCAGCGCUCCGGGCGCGCGCUGCGGCUGCUCGCGCACGACGCGCGCCGCCGCAGCCUCGGCGCCGUGCUGCUCGACCCGGCCGCCGGCGCGUGCCUCAACCGGGAGCUGCUCGCUAAACACCUGGCUACCGCUGACGGAUCCAUUGACUUUGAAGCCCUCACUGCGGAAUACGAUUCUACAGAAAAAGAACCAAUCCCACAAUCACCCGAAAAUAGUGAAAACGCCACAUGCAAAAAUUAUGAAACAAUGGCAAAAAGGUAUCAGGAUGAGUUCCAACCCAGAUCAAACGAAACGCUCCGAUUGGAAGCGAAGAUCCUUCUCUGCGAGUCCCCGUCAUUGAUAUACAUCUCAUUGGUACACCAGCAGAAAACAUUCCACGAGCUGUUUGAAGAUAUUCAGAAAUUCUACUCGAAGCGCAAAACUCCGCGCCGCGAAAGAUGGAAAGAGAACGAUAGAUGCUGCGCAUUUUGUAUGCAGUCACAGACAUGGCGUCGAGCCACCAUCCUCAAAACGAAAAAGGACCAAGUCACCGUAUUCUUUACAGAUUUCGCUCAAACCGAGACUGUUUCGAUAUCGAACUUGAAAAAGUUGCAUACCGAUUUUGAAGUGAUAGGAGACGCGGCUAUAAAGUGUCACCUAGCGGGGUUGCUGCCGGCGGACGGGGAGUGGCCCUCGCUCACUAAGGAGUUCCUGAAAGACAAACUGGAGGAGUACAAGCGCGUGUUCGUGACGAAAGUCGGCGAGUUCGAGGACAAGAGCAUGCCGAUACAGCUGUGGGUGUACCACACGGAGCUGGGCAGCGCGCUCGAGCCCAACGAGUCCGAGUGGCGCUGCCUCAACGCCGAGCUGGCGAGUCGCGGCCUCGCCAUCGACACUCGACAGGUGAGACGUGAGACCAUGCCGAUACAGCUGUGGGUGUACCACACGGAGCUGGGCAGCGCGCUCGAGCCCAACGAGUCCGAGUGGCGCUGCCUCAACGCCGAACUGGCGAGUCGCGGCCUCGCCAUCGACACUCGACAGGUGAGACGUGAGACCAUGCCGAUACAGCUGUGGGUGUACCACACGGAGCUGGGCAGCGCGCUCGAGCCCAACGAGUCCGAGUGGCGCUGCCUCAACGCCGAGCUGGCGAGUCGCGGCCUCGCCAUCGACACUCGACAGGUGAGACGUGAGACCAUGCCGAUACAGCUGUGGGUGUACCACACGGAGCUGGGCAGCGCGCUCGAGCCCAACGAGUCCGAGUGGCGCUGCCUCAACGCCGAGCUGGCGAGUCGCGGCCUCGCCAUCGACACUCGACAGGUGAGACGUGAGACCAUGCCGAUACAGCUGUGGGUGUACCACACGAAGCUGGGCAGCGCGCUCGAGCCCAACGAGUCCGAGUGGCGCUGCCUCAACGCCGAGCUGGCGAGUCGCGGCCUCGCCAUCGACACUCGACAGGUGAGACGUGAGACCAUGCCGAUACAGCUGUGGGUGUACCACACGGAGCUGGGCAGCGCGCUCGAGCCCAACGAGUCCGAGUGGCGCUGCCUCAACGCCGAGCUGGCGAGUCGCGGCCUCGCCAUCGACACUCGACAGGUGAGACGUGAGACCAUGCCGAUACAGCUGUGGGUGUACCACACGGAGCUGGGCAGCGCGCUCGAGCCCAACGAGUCCGAGUGGCGCUGCCUCAACGCCGAGCUGGCGAGUCGCGGCCUCGCCAUCGACACUCGACAGGUGAGACGUGAGACCAUGCCGAUACAGCUGUGGGUGUACCACACGGAGCUGGGCAGCGCGCUCGAGCCCAACGAGUCCGAGUGGCGCUGCCUCAACGCCGAGCUGGCGAGUCGCGGCCUCGCCAUCGACACUCGACAGGUGAGACGUGAGACCAUGCCGAUACAGCUGUGGGUGUACCACACGGAGCUGGGCAGCGCGCUCGAGCCCAACGAGUCCGAGUGGCGCUGCCUCAACGCCGAGCUGGCGAGUCGCGGCCUCGCCAUCGACACUCGACAGGUGAGACGUGAGACCAUGCCGAUACAGCUGUGGGUGUACCACACGGAGCUGGGCAGCGCGCUCGAGCCCAACGAGUCCGAGUGGCGCUGCCUCAACGCCGAGCUGGCGAGUCGCGGCCUCGCCAUCGACACUCGACAGGUGAGACGUGAGACCAUGCCGAUACAGCUGUGGGUGUACCACACGGAGCUGGGCAGCGCGCUCGAGCCCAACGAGUCCGAGUGGCGCUGCCUCAACGCCGAGCUGGCGAGUCGCGGCCUCGCCAUUGACACUCGACAGGUGAGACGUGAGACCAUGCCGAUACAGCUGUGGGUGUACCACACGGAGCUGGGCAGCGCGCUCGAGCCCAACGAGUCCGAGUGGCGCUGCCUCAACGCCGAGCUGGCGAGUCGCGGCCUCGCCAUCGACACUCGACAGAUUGAGGGCGCCACCUCUGGAGACGACGAGCUGUGUUUCCUGAACUUGCGCGGCUCUGUGAAGGAGUGGCUGCUGCCGCCGCUGGCCGGCUCCACCGGCUCCGACGACGGCGCCGAGUGGCUGCCCGCCGAGCCGCUGCAAGCCCAAGAGUUCACCGCUCUGCCCACAUACAUAGACAACGAUGGCAUCAUCUACUUGCACGACGUCUCGCAGGAUGACGACUUGGAGUUCAUCCGCGACACGCUCGAGAUGGCGUUCAAGGAAGAGGACCCCAAGGCGCCGUACUGCUCGUGGCGCGUCGGGGAGCUCUGCGUGGCGCGGUACUACCUCGACUCCAAGUUCUACCGCGGGACGGUGCUCGAGGUCAACCCCGAACAGGCCAACUGCCUCGUCCAAUACGUCGACUACGGCAACUCCGAGCUCUGCGCCUUUACCGAUCUCAGGAAACGCGUUGCUCUACACCAGAUCCCCAUCCAAUCCCACAAGGUCUCGCUCGCCCGCAUCAAGCCCGUCGGUGAGCAGUGGGACCAAACCGUCCUCGACUACAUACACAAGGCUAUCGUCGAGAAGAAAUGCUUCGUCAAAGUGGCAGCCCCGCCGGUCAAUGACGUCACACCCGUCGACCUCAAGUAUGACAAACUCUGGAUUAAUGACCACUUGGUCGAGUUCGACUUGGCUGAAUACAUUGACGGCUCCAAGCCUAUAGAACGCAAGUUUAAAAAGAAAUCUAAACACGCUUCAAGUACAACAGAAAAAAACAAAAGAACUGAAACUGAGACGAAUGUUAUUGAAAUAAAUAAUGGUUCCGAACCAGAUUAUAUUGUUGAGGAGGAUAUAAACUCCUCGCAAGCGUCAGGCUCGCCGGACUCCUUCAAAAUGAGCACGCUGGUUGAUCAAAACGGCAGUGCGAGCGAGAAAAACAACUCUAACUUAGUCUCGUAUCUGCGACACGAGGAUCGAGAAUUUAGCUGUAGCAUACCCGUGAUAAACGACACAAACUCUUUAGAAUUAAUGAUCGUUCAAGAUGCGGAAAUCCAUGUGAUAUAUGAAGCACUUUUAGAUAUUGUGAAAGAAGUGGGAAAGAAUAUGCCGCCGUUAGAUGGUAUAUACGAGUACAAACCGUGCAUCGCGCUCUUCGAAGACCACUGGUACAGAGCAUCUAUACUAAAGUACAGUGAAGCGAAAAAUCUGGUUAAAGUUCACUACGUGGACUACGGGAACAUUGGGAUAGUUCCCUUGUCUGACGUGAGGGAGAUAAGUAAAGAUUGGGUGUGCCUGCCGCCGGCCUGUGUCACGGCGCGCCUGCACGGCGUCCACGUCAACCCAGAUUUUGACCCGGACGACGUCACCAAAGUCUACAUCGAUACGUUUCUCGACAAAGGGCCGUUCCGCGUUACUAUUGUGGACUAUGUGGACUAUGACAACUCGGUGCCCCUCGUAGAAUUAAGGAAUACCGACGGAGAACUAGUGUAUAAGAAAUUGAUUGACGAAAAAGUGUUAUUACAUAAUACACGCGAUUGUCCUGCUUCUGAACAGAAUUUAGCUAUAUAAUUAAACAAUCUGAGGACUGAUCUGGAACCUGAUCUGAUCAAAAUUUCAA